GCAUUUUUUCACUCUUCAUCCUCGUCUGUCACCCAUCAAGUUUUAAUAUGUCGAUUGCGAGUUCGUGAAAUUUAAAUUCAACAUAAAAUUCCUAAAUAGACGUGUUAAAACUAACAUUUUCACCCGCUAAAAUGAACAAGCUCAAACUAAACCAAAAGGACAAGGUGAAGAAGUUCAUAUCACUAACCCAAACAGGAGAACAAACAGCUAUCUAUUGUUUGCAAAACAAUGACUGGAAAUUGGAUUUGUCCUGCGAUAACUAUUUUCAGAAUCCGGAUAUCUACUAUCGGGAGUUAGAUCGAAAGAAAAUCGAGCAGCUUUUCACGCAGUACCGCGACCCGGCAGAUCCGAACAAAAUCAACUCGGACGGAGUGGUCAAGUUCUUGGACGACCUGUACCUCAGUCCGGAGUCGAAACUGGUGCUCAUUAUUGCCUGGAGGUUCAAAGCGGAAGCGCAGUGCGAGUUCAGUAGGGACGAGUUCGUCAACGGCUUCGGGGACCUGGGCGUAGAUAGCGUAGACAAACUGAAAGCCAAGCUGCCUCUGCUCGAACUGGAACUGAAGGACCCGAUAAAGUUCAAAGACUUUUACCAGUUCACCUUCAACUAUGCCAAGGACCCGGGCCAGAAGGGACUGGAUCUGGAGAUGGCCAUCGCAUACUGGAAUAUAGUGCUUAAGGACAGGUUUAAGUUCUUGGAUCUCUGGUGCAAGUUUCUGGUGGAAAAUCACAAACGAUCCAUCCCGAAAGAUACCUGGAACCUGCUGUUGGACUUUGCGACCUACAUCGACGACAGCAUGUCCAACUACGAUGCGGAAGGAGCCUGGCCCGUGCUGAUCGACGACUUUGUGGAGUGGUGCCAGCAGCAGAACAAAGUUAGCCAUCCUUCGGUAAUCACUUCCACCAGUAGUGCGGCCGCCGUGGGAGUCCAUUUACCGUCCACGUCUUCGUCGUCCGCUUCUUCGCCAUCGUCUACGGUCACCAACCCGUAUAGCGCCAGCAAAGGUAACCCUUACAGUAGCAGCAGCAGCAGUACGGCGGCUAAUAUGUACUACUAGAUCGUUCCCCGUUACCUUAGUUGCGCUGUUUGAUAAAAGAAAAUGAGCUGUCGCCUGCUAGUUUAAAUGGAUACAUUGUUUUCCCCUUUCAUCGUUCUCUCUCUCAUCAUGUACCGGACGAAAAAAAUCGGCUGCGAUCACUACAACAGAUUCAAUACUUAAGAUCCUAAAUGUGUAAGACUUACGGAAACUUUCUCAACAUGAUUUUGCUCACAUUAUCGCUGGAGUUUUGCAGAUUAUAUCGUGCUGGUUAGUUUUUUGGUCCUUGUGUAUGUGACUAUUGAUUUCACUUAUUUGAUUAACAAUUUUCAACUGUGAACAACCCUGAUUUUCAUUGAUCAAAGGGUAGCUAGGGAUUAAGCUGCCUUGAGUGUGCAACUCAACCUGACUAACUUCUACGGGCUCAUCUUGAUGAGUUCAGCUAAAAUGCCUUCCCUUAGCUGCUUUAUUGUUCUGUUGAAUGGCACCCUGAUUUUAUUUCAAAGUGAGGACUGGUUGGCGUCCAUCUUUAGCUGAACUGACGCAGACAUUUCUCCGUUGUCUUAGUCCUCAUCGUUUGCGCCAUUCAGAUGUUUAUCGUGGUGCCGCUUCCACCUUUUGAUCACCUCACGUUGUUGAAUAUGCUCUCACCCUUAUUCAUGUACUUUUCGUCUCGCGGCACAAAGCCUUUGCGGGAUAAAUAUGCGUUUCGUAAAACGAUUAAGACGAGGUUGCUGUUUCUGCUACCGUAUUUAACGUUACAAGUUCUUUUGGCUCGGGACCCUUGCUGCAACAUGACUGCCCGCGCUGCAUCCUUCUCCCCAGACUCUGCAUACUCUCCUCGUCUUUCCAUCCUACGUAUACUUGACGUUGAUAGUUGCUCUCACUAUACCCAAGCGCAGUCAUCAAGAAGAGCUCCAACAAACUUCAUCCUCUUUCGAUAAUGCAACCUCGAGCUCCUGUGCACAUGCGGCGGUAACAUAUGGUUAUUUUCAGUCGCUCUAGGUCGUACCGAGGCGGGCGUCGGUACCGAACAAUGUUGAUGAUGGGCAGCUUAGAGCGCACCCAGCAUCACCCAUUUUUCAUCCUAGGGUUAUCGCAAUGGUAAUAAAAGGUUUGCUGCAUUUAGCCCUUUUUAUCGGUUAUUCUUUGAAUUGAACAUCAACUACUUAACAUUAUUUUGUAGAAAGCUAAAAGACUUGAACUCUAAACGAGGAUAAACUUGACACAAGCGAUAAAAAAUGGGUUAGGUUCAGAGAUCGCUAAUAACUACUAGCAGAGAUCUGUACUAACUCUUCAAAGAUUGGUCAAUAUUGGUAUUCAAGAAACAUGCGAGAAUCAUUAUUACUGAAAGAACCCUUUUAUAACGGACGUUCUUAUAAGCACAUAGAUUAGUUGAGAGCUUUCUUUGCCGAUUGACCGUUUUUGCAUGUGUAAAUCGUGUGGCAUGAACGAAGGUACUUUAUGGCCUUUACUAAAAUAUCCUGUCAUGAUAGAUCCACACUUCGGUAAUGUCGAAGAAGUGUGGUUUCAGCCUUUUUUGGUAGACUCGUUAAAAUGCUCAUCAUUGCUUCCGAGAUGCGGGCUGUGCACGUUUGUUAUGCCACAGUUGAAGAAACGGCCUCCAAUCAUCAGCUUGUAACCGCUAGGUGAUAUGACAAAAAAAAUGGUAUUAGGUAUAGGGUAUAUUCCCUAAAGGCUCUCUAUUGUCACAUAUGAUCUUCACAGCAAUGGUUUCCCAUGCAGCAACAAAUAUCUCAAUUCCCGAGUUCAAUGAUUCCCUGCAAAUUCGAUGCACAUUUCCUCGAAGAAUGAAACAUAAGAUUAUAUUAUAUUUCUUCUAUUUACAAGCUCUCAAACAAAAAUCAAAUUAAUAAGAACUUAACCUAACUAAACGAUUAAUCUGUGAAAGCACCAGUCUAGGCAUGUUAUGUUGAUUUGAGAAUAGUAGGUAGGAAGGUAUUCAUAGUUCCGACACACGCAAAUCUGACUAAGUUCACUACUUAAUGCCCUAAAUGUAAGUUAAAGUGUAACCUCUUGUGUAGACAUGGUAGAUUCUGAUGAUUGAAUGUCGGGAAACUGUUGAACAAUUUCAAAUUUUAGUAACCCAUAUCACGAAAACAUAACACGCCUGGAGAUAAUAUAGCACAUUCAUGGAAAGCAAACACAUUUAAUAACGAACGGUUCGAAUCAAACGUUCCUCUCAUUUCCGGCACGCAAACUUACACAUGCUUCGCAAUCCUGGAAUUUUCCGUUACAGAUUCAUAGUCGCUGAGAUAAAAAAAAAAGCAAGCCAUUGAACAGAUCUAAGUUGAGAUGUAUAGAAAAGGAAGAGACACGUGAAAUUUUAUCCUAAUUUACGGUAGAUAAAACGCAGCAGCAAACUCAGUUUGAUCAUUAGAAUAGUGUAAAAUACAUUUCGUUUAAGAGAAAAGAGAGAAGAAAAAAACAAGUCUUUGGUAACGAUGCAAUUAACGAAAACUAUUUGAAUUCAUUGAAUGUUGAAAACGUAUAUAUAUAUAUAUACUAUGCUAUUAUUACUAUUAGUACCAUUAAAAUAAUGAUGUAAUAAAACAGCUUUUGGAGUGUUCGGAGAUUUUAGGACGAAAAAGAAAAUCCUUCGUACUAACUACAGUCGUUUAUUGCCAAUUGGAGAACAUAAAUAAUAUCUUUAACAAUAAAUUAAAAAAUGCUGGCUUGCACACACUUCGGAUUAAACUAAAAAAAAAGAUUUAGGUGCAAUUGUCUUCUUUGGUGUAUCACACAGACGCUUUUGCGCGAAUAACAGUUCAGUAAACUAUAUUGUGGCCGGAAAGUCCAUAAAGCUAGAUUACAGCAGAGUUUCUCAUUCUUGGUUGGUGUCUACUAUAAUUGUGAUCGAUUCAUUUUCCUCUUCUUUUAUUUUUGUUUUGUGUUGAUCCGGAUUUUUUUUAAGGAGAUAUCAUUAAUUCUCCAUGGAACUUGAUUUGAAAUUCCUCAAGGAAUUUCUCAGGGAUGCUGGAUAAUUUGGUCGAGGAAAUCUUUCAGCAGUCCAACAGGAAUUACACCAUGGAAUCUCCCAGGAUUAUCUUUAGGGAUUCUUCUAGUAAUUCUGCUAUUGAUUUCUACAGAUGUUAUUGUUACUAGGACAGUGCUUCUCAACCUAACUGAUUAUGCGAGCCAUCCCAAAACUUUCAAACCGGGGCCACAAUAUAUGACGGAUACAUGGAUAGAAAUCGGAUUGCAAAAUCCUUUCUCA
Messenger RNA from Aedes aegypti (yellow fever mosquito), 4272 nucleotides. It is a transcript of the gene SCCRO, whose product is annotated as DCN1-like protein. Gene Ontology annotation, cellular component: ubiquitin ligase complex. The transcript is spliced from 3 exons. NCBI's taxonomy places the organism in Eukaryota, Metazoa, Arthropoda, Insecta, Diptera, Culicidae. Gene Ontology annotation, molecular function: ubiquitin conjugating enzyme binding; ubiquitin-like protein binding; cullin family protein binding. Bases 132 to 1055 code for a protein of 307 amino acids. The record is from RefSeq and is a predicted model, not a curated record. Gene Ontology annotation, biological process: positive regulation of ubiquitin-protein transferase activity; protein neddylation.